GGAAUAUACAUCUUGCCGUUCACUGACUCCAAUUGAUCCUCACUUACAGCUUGCAUGCAGCGUUGGCAGCGUCAAAAUCACCUACUGUGUAGGGUUCGCUACCCAGCGGGCUGCCAUUCCUAUCAGAUCCGGGACAGCCUUCAGUUAUGGGUCAGCUAGCAUUUGCACAAGAAGUGCAGUCUCAUGACACGGAUUGGUUCGAAUUUACCUUCUUCCCGUUCCAACGGUUGUCCAGCAGCAGAUCAAUGGCAUGUUUGCCAUGUCCACCACUUCGAUAGUGUGAGGUGCCAUUGCAGCGACUUGGAUCGUGGCAUAUCCAGCAACCUGGGAUAGUGACCAGAUUCCCGACGCAAGUGAUGCCUCGCCAACUGACAUUUCAAGGCCCGUCUCACCAACCGCGAUCGUGCCAGGUUGCAGCCGACUCGAUCUCUCUCAAGACGCUGGGGAGGCCACGGGCAGCAUCGGCCAAGUUGGCUUGUUGCACAAUCGUGCUGUCAUCGCCUUUGUCCUGCUCACGGCUGCUGGGAAAGGUCGAAGCACAUUUAACCAGAAACUGUUUGGAGAAUCUCCAAAAUGAUCAAUCGUUGGGUGUCAACGUACGAGAUAUGGGGACUUUAUUCGGCGUGUCUGAGACAAGGUGUCAGCAGAGUCUUAUGGCAUACACCCCGUCUUCCCUCACCCACCAUUCCUUCCGUCACCGCAAAGUGGAGUCUCAAAAAUUCAUCGCCCAAAAGACAAUUUUAUCGAAUAUACCACUUGGGCACAGUAUGAGGAUCUUUUCAAUGGUAAGCAGUUUUGUGUCAGUCCAGCUGAGCCGUGGGCGGCACCGUAUCUGAAACAAUCGAUGGUCGAGACGAGACGAGCCCAAGAAACCCAGACUUUGGUCCAUCUCCCCAGCUGAACCGCCAAUACCAUCAAACAGUGGCGAGCGACUCGGGGUCGGAGAUCGGUACCUGGAACGGACACACCAGUGUUUCUAAAACGAAGUUUCAAAAGUGAGUGGGCAGAACAGGAUAGGACUUUAGAGAGGCAGCAUGCAGUGCCAGCGCAUCAUCCGUGGGCCGUGGGGCAUUGCAGGGGGGCUGCAUCCAAGUGGCUCGGUCGGUGAGCCUGCACAGCGACACAUGGCGGAAGGAUCUUCGGGUUCAAGAUCGGUUAGCAUCUUAGCAGCUCGUUUGCGGUCCAGUCAUCGUUAUCCCAAGGCUUGACGUGGCCAAUUCUGCGAGGUCGAUGGGAGGACAAACGAAAAAAGGUCAUGUCCUGCAGCAUGGAGGCAGCACCACUUAGAGUGCAUCGAAAAGUCCCCUGCGAGUAGUGAUGGGUCGUCGGACCUUUUUCUGCUGGCAAAUGGACUAGGGUACUUUAUCCCUCAGAUGUAGACUCCGUCCAAAGUAUCGGUGUACUACUGUCGCGGCGACCAUGCGCGUCUAUGAACCCGUGGCACAUUGGCCGCCUUUUCAGCCACUUCACUAGGUAAGGGUGGCAGAGGCUGAGGUGAAUGGGUACGGAGUACAGAUGAAGCUGUGCCAGUUCCCAUCUCUUGUUCUCGCCACACCUCUCGCUCACGGCUGUUGCGCUGUCGCCACAUCGUUGGAAACCCGGGGGAGAAGCGUGGACCACGGCGUCUCCUUCUUGCGCGACCGCUGGUUUGGCGAGAUGUUCUCUAGUACCAUCGGCCCGGAGCGCAUCUUUGAGCUUUAGAAGAAGCAUAUUGAGGGGCAGCGAGUGGCUCGAGAGGGCGUUGAGCUUAUGUCAAGCAGCCUGGUUAGUCUGGAC
Messenger RNA from Cladophialophora immunda, 1776 nucleotides. RefSeq lists its product as uncharacterized. NCBI's taxonomy places the organism in Eukaryota, Fungi, Ascomycota, Eurotiomycetes, Chaetothyriales, Herpotrichiellaceae. The transcript is spliced from 2 exons. The record is from RefSeq and is a predicted model, not a curated record. Bases 357 to 836 code for a protein of 159 amino acids.